Coregonus clupeaformis (lake whitefish) is the source of this 2718-nucleotide messenger RNA. RefSeq lists its product as uncharacterized. Gene Ontology annotation, cellular component: chromosome. Gene Ontology annotation, molecular function: chromatin insulator sequence binding. Gene Ontology annotation, biological process: regulation of transcription by RNA polymerase II. The record is from RefSeq and is a predicted model, not a curated record. NCBI's taxonomy places the organism in Eukaryota, Metazoa, Chordata, Actinopteri, Salmoniformes, Salmonidae. The transcript has 2 exons. The coding region runs from base 220 to 1788 and encodes 522 amino acids.
CCAGAAUGCUAGGUUUUGUAGUCGUAUCAAAUCUCAAAGUACACAAACAACUUGGCUUCACUUUGGAACACAUGGCUACGGUGCUACAGGGAAAUGAAAACAAAGUUUUGGUAACGUUAGCCAAGUAGUUAUCUUGAAAAAUUACUUCUACACUUGUUGGAAACUGAUGAAAUGCCAGUAUUGAAGUUUGUUUGACAAAAAAAGGUGCCUUGGUUGAAGAUGGAUGCAGUUCCUUGCACUUGGAACACUACAAGAGUUCAGGAGUCGUUUGCUCGGACUAAGCCUGCAUCAGACGCUCUAACAAAGCUGGCAAAACUUGUGGCACAAAAGCAAGAGAGUCAAAGCCAAAACCAACUACUGCCUGAUGUGUCCCCAUGUGUGUGCGCAGAGUGCGGCCAGGGAUUCUCUGACAUGGCCGAGUUAUUGCACCACCAACAGGGAGAACAUGCCUUACGUAAGCGUCACCGAUGCCUUUCCUGUGGCAAGGAGUUUUCUCUCCUAUCCUCUUUGCAGUUGCACAAGUGCAUUCAGGAUGCAGCCCCUUGUCAGCUCUGUUGUGGCAAACCUCAGCUAGGUGCUCCAUGCAGUGCGUGCAAGGCGUCAACCUCAGACUCUCAGAGUGUCAAGGAUAAGUCUCUCCAUCACCAGUCCCACCAUCAUGAUAGCAGAUCCUAUGCCUGUGCUCCGUGUGGUAAAAGCUUUAGCCAAAAGCAAGCGUUGCUUCACCAUCAGCAGGCUGGCUGCAGUAAAUCUGCCUCACGAACUGCGAAGGUUGCCAGCCCUCCAGCUGACUCUCCCUCGCCUGAAUCUACCCUCUCUGACUCUUCUCCCCCUGACUCUCCCACCUCGGACUCUCCUUCCCAUGAUGCCACUAGUGCCCCAGAUCCUGACAGGCCAAGCCAAUGCCCACUUUGCCCCAAGAGCUUUCGCUCAGGAGCUGGCCUUGCCUGUCAUCAGCGAUCCACCCAUCAGAAGGAGUGGAGCAUCUCUAAGUAUCUCCCACCAAAAGGAGGAGGCACAAAUGGGGUCGAUAGAAUAUCCCAGAAGAAGUCUGGGCCACCCCAACCCAAAGGAAGAGGGAGGAAGCAGGCAAAUGGAAAAUCCAAGCAGAGGAGCCAACUUCUCUCCUGUCGUUCCUGUGAUAGGGUCUUCCUAAGCACUGCCAAACUCUACUUGCACAGACAAGAGUCCCACAGCAGAGAGAAGGAUAUCAGAAGAGAUCCAAGGCCGCUGAUUAGCAAGCGGAGGAAAAGAGAGACUUACCCAUGUGAAGUUUGUGGUAAAGUGUUCUUGCACCACUUGUCACUUAAGGCACACGUCAAGAACCAUAGUCAAGAACCACCAUGCCAAGUUCAGCAGGUUGGGAAAGCAGCCAAGGAGCCCAAGUUAGCUGAGAAGAUGCCAAAAAAGCCAAAAAGCAACCUAGCAAGGAAGAUUGGAGGAACAUCGGUCAAGGCUGGCAGAGGGAGACCAAAGAAAAUUCCCAUGAAAGAGGAAGAGGGAGAGUUUCCUUGCCCGUCUUGUGCUGAGGUGUUUUCUUUGCAGUCUGCCCUGAAGGAGCAUGAGGAGCUGCAUCAGCCUACAGGGAGUAUGAGACACUGCAGCGUGUGCAGUCAGGGCAUGGGUAUUUCUAAGAAGCCUGGGGCCAAGCUUCGGAGGGCCUACCACUGUGUGCCCUGCCUGAAGGCUUUUGGAACACUGGACACUUUCUUACAACACUGCCAAGAUCACCUCGUUGUCAGUGGCGUUGAGGAAGGGAGCUAUUCAGACACUGAUGGCAAAAUCUGAGAUUAUGUACUCCUCCUUCGUUUUUUUUAACAAGCUGUACUGAGUUCCCAAGAGAAUAUUAUGUGUACAUGUAGAUUUUAAAGUGUGAUAUAUUUAGACCACUCACCAGAAUAGCUGUUUGGAUGUCAUUCAUAUCAACAUGCCAUUCAAGUUGCAACAAUUUUAUUUCCCCAUGUUUUUGUGCUGUCUGAUACCAUUUGUGACAGGCGUUUUAUAUCCCAUCACAAAUUGUUAUCGGUUCCAAACAUCCUUGUUGAUUUGGUUGAAAUGAAAUUAAUAUACGCGAGAACUAAUUUAGCAUGUUGCUGGAGCAUUAACAUAUAAUAUUACAUUUUUAUAAACAACCCAAUUAAACUUCAACAAAUCUGGGUUGCAAUAUUAACUGGGCUGUUACAAAUAAUAAGAUGUGGUUUCAAAAAGCUUUUAAUAAAGUAUUUUUUUAAUGUAACAUUGCAGUUGGAAUGGAGAGUGAUAUAGUAUACUAUAUAUAAUAUUGACAGGUUUUGAUUUGAUUACUCAAAUGAAGACCAUAUUUCCAUUUAAUGUGAUUUUUUAUUUUUUUUUCAAAUCUUGAUGGCGUUGUACUUGUAAGUGUGACACUGAUUUAGCAUCAAUUUCAUUAUGAUUUACCUCUGUGUGUGAGAGAGAGAGAGAUGCAUACUCAUGGAGCCACUUAAGGCAGUCUUUAACAAUAUGACAGAGGUUCAUUUUCUCUGGAAGAAGUUUUGUCUUGGAUAUUAUUAUGCAAAACAAGCAGCGAUAGCAACCUUCCUGCUAUUGUUUGUUAACAAUUGGUGUACCAGGUUAUCCAUUUUCUGCUGUUUUGUAAAAAAUUAAAUAAAUACAUAAAAGAAAGUCAUAAAUGUUUUUUUGUUUUGUUUUUUUUAAGGAUUUUAGGUUUCUACUUAGGAAAGUGCCUUUGUAUCUGAG